This is a messenger RNA of Symbiodinium natans, 684 nucleotides long. The record is from the annotation of a GenBank genome assembly. NCBI's taxonomy places the organism in Eukaryota, Dinophyceae, Suessiales, Symbiodiniaceae.
AUGCUUGUAGGCAUCCCUUGGCCAAGCAAGCGCGUGCUUAUGUGCCCUGGCGGAGCUUUACGAAACUCGGGUCUCCAAGUUCCGCCAGGGCCUCGAGGAGCCUGGCCGUUUUUGCCGCACACUGCUGGCAUUGUUAUCGGCGAGGAUUACACACAUGAGCCAAGGCCGCAGCGGCAUGUUGCACUGUUCCCGCCAGAACGCCAUCGUCCAGAAAGUGCACAGCCAUGUCCAGCGGUCAGCCUGCAGCUCGGAGGCGACAGGUUGCAAGGCAGCCGCAAAAAGCAAAAGGCCCAGACCUUUUGCGUGGCUGGAAAAAGCGUGACCAAGGCUCUCGAGUUAGGGGAGGGCUGCGGAUGGCGGUCGAGGAGGGACGCUGGCCCCGAAGUGUGGAGGGGGGACCGGCCCUCGCACGAGCGGGGCAUCGUUGUGUUGAGCUCCCCUGUAGGCCACACGGAUUUCGUGCAUGCCUGGACGGCGCACCGGCUGCUCGAAGAGCAAGAGGGUCCGCCCAAACGAGCCGGCAGCAACGCGAGACGGCGCACCGCAGCGAGCCCGGGGUCCGCAUCAUCGACCUCUUCGCCCAGCAGCGCGAGCAGGCAUCGCCAGACAGCAUCGCCGUGGCCUCGCUCGCGCAUAGCUGGCAGAGAGGUCAGGCGGAAGAGCGCAGGAUGUGGUCAGUGGUAA